Molecule: messenger RNA, 1056 nt
Organism: Gavia stellata (red-throated loon)
Lineage: Eukaryota; Metazoa; Chordata; Aves; Gaviiformes; Gaviidae
Gene: ASRGL1
Product: asparaginase and isoaspartyl peptidase 1
Exons: 6
Coding region: 54-1004 (316 amino acids)
Molecular function (GO): asparaginase activity
Source: RefSeq, a predicted model, not a curated record
AACUACGAGUAACCUGUGUGCACAGCUGAAAGCCUCAGGAGGAGUUCAGCAGGAUGAAGCCUGUCAUUGUGGUGCAUGGUGGAGCUGGCCGGAUCUUUAAAGAACGAGAAGAGGGAAGUCGUGCUGGUGUUGUCAGAGCUGCGCUGCGAGGUUAUGGUAUCCUGAAACAGGGAGGCAGUGCCUUAGAUGCAGUUGAGGAGGCAGUACAAUCAAUGGAGGAUGAUCCUCAUUUUAAUGCAGGCUGUGGAUCUGUUCUAAAUGAAAAAGGUGAAGUAGAAAUGGAUGCCAUUAUAAUGGAUGGAAAAAAUCUAGACUCUGGAGCAGUAUCUGCAGUUAAAUGUAUAGCAAACCCAAUAAAACUUGCUCGACUUGUCAUGGAAAAGACAAAGCAUAUGCUGCUGACUGACCGUGGUGCACACCUGUUUGCCCAGGCCAUGGGUAUUCCUGAGACUCCAGGGGAGAAACUCAUAACUGAGAGAUGCCGGGAGAGAUGGAAGAAGAACCUUGAGCCAGAUUCCAACCCUGAAGAGUUUCAGAAAGACCUUGGAACAGUCGGUGCUGUUGCUAUAGACAGUGACGGAAAUGUAGCUUGUGCAACAUCCACUGGAGGACUCUCUAAUAAACUGAUUGGCCGUGUUGGUGACACAGCAUGCAUAGGAAGUGGAGGUUAUGCUGAUAACCGUUCUGGUGCCACUUCAACCACAGGACAUGGGGAGAGCAUUAUGAAAGUGGUCUUAGCCCGACUGAUCCUCUAUCACAUGGAGCAAGGAAUGUCACCAGAGAUGGCUGCUGACACUGCAUUAGACUACAUGAAGACACGAGUUGGGGGGUUGGGGGGUGUAAUUGUUGUUAACAAUUCAGGAGAGUGGGCAGCAAGGUUCUCCACCAAGCAGAUGUCCUGGGCUACUGUAAAGGAUGACCAGCUGCAUUAUGGGCUUUAUGCUGGGGAGAGGUAUACAAAAUCUGUUGAUGAAGCACUUAUAUCUGAAAGUGAGGGAUUCUGAGAAUGAAGAAACAUAAACGGAGAAAGAAUAAACAUCUCCCAUUUUUGUUGGA